This is a messenger RNA of Paramecium tetraurelia, 545 nucleotides long. RefSeq lists its product as uncharacterized. Gene Ontology annotation, molecular function: L-malate dehydrogenase (NAD+) activity. Gene Ontology annotation, biological process: malate metabolic process; tricarboxylic acid cycle; oxaloacetate metabolic process. Lineage: Eukaryota; Ciliophora; Oligohymenophorea; Peniculida; Parameciidae. The record is from RefSeq and is a predicted model, not a curated record. The transcript has 5 exons.
CUAUCUUGGUUGGUGCAAAACCAAGAGGACCAGGCAUGGAAAGAAAGGACUUGUUAGCUGCUAAUGCUCAUAUCUUCAAGAAGUAAGGAGAGGCAUUAUAAAAGUACUCUAGCAAAAUUCUUAAGGUUUUGGUUGUAGGAAAUCCUGCCAAUACCAAUGCCUUAAUCAGAGCUUAAUUCGCAUCAAACAUACCAAAAUCUAAUUUCACAGCACUCACUCGUCUAGGUUAAAAGAGAGCUCAAUCCAUCAUUGCCUAAAGGGUCAGUGCCAAUGUUGAGGAUGUUAGAAACAUUAUCAUUUGGGUCAAGCAAGAAACUGUGUAAUAGAAUGGAAUUUCAUAAACUGUUCGAGGACUUGUGGCUAAUGAUGCUUCGCUCUAAUAGGCAUUCGUUGAAUAGGUGGCCAAGAGAGGUGGAGCCAUUAUUUAAAAGAGAAAGGCAUUCUCGGCUGCAUCUGCUGCAAGUGCUGUUUGUGAUCAUAUUCAUGACUGGCUCAUUGGAACUGAUAAUGGGAUAUUUUUAUUUGGAAUCAAAGAAUAAGUUUGA